This is a messenger RNA of Salarias fasciatus (jewelled blenny), 1144 nucleotides long. It is a transcript of the gene pigx, whose product is annotated as phosphatidylinositol glycan anchor biosynthesis, class X. Bases 97 to 837 code for a protein of 246 amino acids. Gene Ontology annotation, cellular component: endoplasmic reticulum membrane. The transcript has 6 exons. The record is from RefSeq and is a predicted model, not a curated record. Gene Ontology annotation, biological process: GPI anchor biosynthetic process. Lineage: Eukaryota; Metazoa; Chordata; Actinopteri; Blenniiformes; Blenniidae.
CCGAGAGGGUCUUUCAAAAAUCUAUUUCCGUAAACAGAGCUGUGGCGUUACAAAUAGAAAUACGCUCUGUAACAAUAUUUGUUUUUUCAGAUAUUAAUGCAUCUUUUACUGUUUUCUGUUUUUGCCUCUUUAUCAACAUGUCAUUACGUUGCCGAAAAAGAUGAGAAUCAAGACCAUUGUCAUCUCAUGAGGCAGUGGACUGAAUCUUCAUCAGUGUCAGUGGAACUAAGAAAAAAUGGAUUUCACAGGGAGUUGGUAACUACUGUUGACCUCAGACCUGGUGCAAUCAGUUCAGUUAAAGUGUUGCUGGUUCAUAGAUGGCCCAGAAGUGUGUAUAUUGAUCCGUUUCAAAUUGCAUCCCUGAGUGAGCAGCUUAAAUUGCAGAUACUUCUAGAUUCAGCCAUUGACUUAGAGGUGCCUGCUCACAAGACUUCAGGAUUUGUCACCUAUGUGUAUCCCUCCUAUGAUGCAACACCUCCAACACUGCUGAAAGUCACAGUUCCAAUUCACGGGCGCUACCAUGAGCCUUCUUUUGUUGGAGAAGCAUUCACAUCUGUUGACAUAGAGGCUCCAGAGCUGCUGCUGCGAGCAGACAAAUGCACAGAAGUCAAAAGCAUCAUUCCUCAUGCUGUUGUGGAUGCCCCAUGCACUUUUGACAAUUCAAGUAAUUGUCAGUGGGUUCAAAUACAGCGUAAGCAGGAAAUUGGCCCAAUGAGUCUCCCAAUACCAGUUGGAGAUGGGUCAUUGGAGGCACCAGUAUGCGGGAUUACACUUCUUGUCACAAUGAUCUGCUGCAUGGCACUGUCCAAGCACAUGUGGAAGCAUCGGAUCAUUUGAGCUCUUUGUGUUAGCUUACAGAACAUAUGGCACAAAGACACUUCCUUGUUUACUUUUAACUCCAAAGUUUACAUGGUCAUCAGUCAUGUUCUGGAUGUAUCAAAUACUAAUAUGCCAAAAAACUAAAUUUAAAUGCUUCUUAACAAUGAUUUGUUCAUUUGUCUUAUUUUGCGGGUCCAGCAGUGAUUAUAUUUUUCAGAUUUAAAACAUUUUAGUCUCCCUUCAUUAUUUUGUCUAAAACAAGGCCAUGAGAAUGAUGUGUAUGUUGUUGAGAUUGUACUGUCAAUAAAACAUGUAAAGUAAGCGA